This is a messenger RNA of Dipodomys ordii (Ord's kangaroo rat), 936 nucleotides long. Its product is annotated as olfactory receptor 4D1. The transcript has a single exon. The record is from RefSeq and is a predicted model, not a curated record. Gene Ontology annotation, cellular component: membrane. Gene Ontology annotation, biological process: G protein-coupled receptor signaling pathway. NCBI's taxonomy places the organism in Eukaryota, Metazoa, Chordata, Mammalia, Rodentia, Heteromyidae. Bases 1 to 936 code for a protein of 311 amino acids. Gene Ontology annotation, molecular function: olfactory receptor activity; G protein-coupled receptor activity.
AUGGAACCACAGAACACCACAUGGGUGUCAGAGUUUGUUCUUCUAGGGUUCUCACAGACCCAAGGGUUCCAGAAAUUUCUGUUCCUAGUGUUCCUGCUUGUCUACAUCAUCACGGUGGUGGGAAACCUCCUCAUCAUGGUGACAGUGACACUGGACCCGCGCCUCCAUAUGCCUAUGUACUUCCUGCUCCGAAACCUGGCAGUCAUAGACCUCUCUUAUUCCACAGUCACCUGCCCAAAGAUGCUGGUAGACUUCUUUCAUGAGACCAAGACUAUCUCCUACCAGGGCUGCAUGGUCCAAAUCUUCUUCUUCCACCUCUUGGGAGGAGGGACUGUCUUCUUUCUCUCAGUGAUGGCCUAUGACCGCUACGUAGCCAUCUCUAGGCCCCUCCACUACAUCACCAUCAUGAACACGCGACUGUGCGUGGGGCUGAUCAUGGCUGCCUGGAUAGGGGGCUUUGUCCAUUCCAUUGUCCAGCUGGCACUCAUGCUCCCAUUGCCCUAUUGUGGCCCCAAUGUCCUAGAUAAUUUCUACUGUGAUGUUCCCCAGGUGCUGAGACUCGCCUGCACGGACACCUCCCUCUUAGAGUUGCUCAUGAUCUCCAACAGUGGGAUGCUGGUUUUCAUCUGGUUCCUCCUCCUCCUCAUCUCUUAUACUGUCAUCCUGGUAAUGCUCAGGUCCCACUCAGGGCAGGCGAGGAGGAAGGCAGCUUCCACCUGUACCACGCACAUCAUUGUGGUGUCCAUGAUCUUCAUUCCCUGUAUCUAUAUCUACUCCAGACCCUUCACACCUUUUCCCUUAGACAAGGCUGUAUCCAUCAGCUACACAGUGAUGACUCCCAUGCUCAACCCCAUGAUCUACACUCUGAGGAACCAGGAGAUGCAGGCUGCCAUGAAGAGAUUAGCUCAACACUUCACAAAAGGCUGUAGGGAAUAG